UCAAAUUCCACGAAAUUCCAAUUUCCAUCCCGCAUCCAAAUGUCGAAUCACGAGAGCACCAAUGACGACGUCGAGGCUCAGGGAACACAGUUGUCAAGAAUUCUUGUUACCAAGAAGGCAGUGGUAGCUGUUUAUGGUCUUGUUCUCUCUAUCGACCUGGUGUUGUCAGCGUUGCAAGAGCAACUGCCCAGUCCUCAUGCUUAUAAGCUGGGACGAUCUGUCCUCAUCGCUGUCUGGCUUAUCAACACCAUCAUCUCGUUCCUGCUCGGCAAGGAAUACCUCAAACAGAACGCCGGCAACAUCACAGUGACAUUCAUUGUGGUUGCUCUGUUUUUGAACACCGUUCUUUCAACAGUAAUUGACGGUGUUAGUAUUAUAAUGGCAGCUUUCCUUGCUGGGUAUGUGUGCCCUGAGAUGUUGAGAGGGCUCGCUGAACGGGCUGCAAUGAUUGGAACAUGAGCUACGGACAAGGUGUGAGAGCUUCACAUCAAUUCCCUAUGUUACACGCAUGCAUUUUUGACAGCCAUCUCUUCUUCUCUUGAGCUUCUCACAUAACGAAUAGCAUGAAUUACCACAUUCUAUAUAAGAAACUGUCUCUACGCCCCCCCA
Molecule: messenger RNA, 609 nt
Organism: Podospora pseudocomata
Lineage: Eukaryota; Fungi; Ascomycota; Sordariomycetes; Sordariales; Podosporaceae
Exons: 3
Coding region: 40-459 (139 amino acids)
Source: RefSeq, a predicted model, not a curated record